UUAUUACAUAAAGUCUGCUAACACUGACAGCGCUGUCCAAUGUGAGCCAAAAGGAGGCAAAAAUAAAAAAAUAGAAUAGAAUAGAAAUAGCCUUUAAUGCUCAGGUGCACCAACAGUGAAGUGACAGGCAAUCAAAACAUGUUGAUUCACAAAAAGAUAAAAAUUAACAACAUAUUGCACAACAAGGACAAAAUUAUAAAAAAAAUACUCUGCAGUUAAUGUAAAUAACAUUCUGAUAGGGAUAGGUAGGAUAAUUUAAAAAAUGUACAAAAUCUGCAUGUUUAUCUGUGUAUAAAAACACAAAAAAACAAUUUACAAGACGUGAAAAUAAUUGUCCAAACAUCAAAGAUGUGCUAAUUUCAGCCUACAGUAUUUUUAAGACUUGUGAUUGUUACAGAUGAAAAAACUGGUUGAACUCAGAGGAUUAAAUAUAUUUUUUGUUUAGAAACAGAAACAAUAUUUUUAAAUCACUGUGUCCCCUUCCUCCUGCUUUCAGUUUUAUAAUUUAAAAUAUAGUUAUUGUGGUUGUGAUGAGAUGCUUUGUUUUACUUAAAUAGGUAUGAAUACUUUAGUUUAAAUUGGGAUGAAAAAUGAUGAGAAUGCUCUGAAAAGUUCAGAAAGCUCAGGGAAAUAUCAACAAUGCAUCUGACAGGGGAGGAUUUCUGGGAUAAAUGUUGAUUUGUGAAAUUAGUUUUUAUCUGGUAGAUGUAAUUAAACAACAGAGAUUAAUAAUUAUAUCCAGAAAAAUGUUCCUUAAGUGGAAAUACAUGAGAAGUUGCUGCUAAAAAUAAAUCAGGAAACUGAUUGAAUGAAAACUUACCUCACAGUGUUAAAAGAUUUUUAUUAGACAUACGACAAUAAUUAAACAUUUUAAUGAUAGGUGUCUAAAAUAUUAAAGACAUUGUACAAAUACUCAAAAUCAGUUAAAAGAUACUUUAUUAAAACAAUAAAAUCAGAUGUAAAACUCAGACCCCAUUGUUCUCGUUGAAGAGUGUUUAUUUGCUUAAAACAAUCUUAUCUUUUCAGGGGACUUUCAACCUUUUUCAUUGAAAUUUUUUAGAGUGACAACAGGAGUCAAGCUGUUUGACCUUUGACCGGCCAGAAGCUCGGCUCCUCAGCAGGAGAAACUCAAUCAGAGAAACGUUUUGCUGGAGAGCGUUCUGACGGCAUGAGUGGAAAAUCCUCUUCUGAGUUUAAGAGCAACUAGGAGAAACAUGAACAUCUUUUAUCCGUUCGUUUGGAUCCUGGACAUUUUCCAAUGGACUCCUUUCGAUUCAAAUCCAGUUGAUUGUUUUUUUAAAGGUGAGGCUGAAACGAUUUCAUUUCAACACUUUUUACUCUGAUGUAUUUUUCCUGUUUUUAUUGUAGGACUGGUAGGAGCCUGUGGAGUUUCAGUCCUCUAUAAUCUGAUGAGAGUUUGCAAUUUCAUUCAAGCAUGCAGUGAUCCUGACACCGAAGGUGGAGACAGACGGAGGUCGUCUUCCUCUAGAAAUCCUCUGAGGAGGAAAUGGAGAGCGGCGGUCCAGUUCUGGUUUCUGACCGGCGUCCUCUCUCUGGUGGGCCGCAGGGUUUCCUCUCUCAUCGUGCUGGAGUUUUCCCUCAGAGCCGUUUCUGCAUUGGCCUCCGCCGGACAGGACGACGGGUCCAGAGGUCUGGAGCUGCUCCUGGUCCAGAGCCAGUUCUCUCUGGGCUGCAGCCUCACCUGCACUCUGGCCUUCAUCCAUCAGGGGGCGCUACACAGCUCCUUCGGCUUGCUCCUGGCCGCUGCGCUCAGCUGGGCAUUUGCGAGCUACAGCAGCGGUCUGUGGCGCCAUGUGGCCAGGCUGUUCCCGCUGCACAGGACCGAUGGUUACUGUGGGAAGUGCAUCAAUCUCCUAACCUCUGGACACACCAUGCUGGCCUCGCUGCAAAGAGUGGUUAUCUUGGCCUUUGGUACAGCAGCUGUGGCUUCCACCACCACGGUUUACGAGCACUUCUUAUCCCAGAAGGACGCGAUGAAGUUCUGGACUCCACUCACUCUCUGCUACACCAUGUUGGUGGCCUACAACCAAGAGGAGCAACAUCGGCUGAGCAUCACAGAGACCCUGCUGCGGACCGUGGUGCUGCGACUGGGAGGCCUGCUGGUUCUCAUGCUGGCAGUGGGAAACUGGACAGACGUUCUCCACAUCCUCAUCGCUUUUCUGGGAGAAGGAGUCUGUCUGCUGCCUUCUGAGGAUCUGCUGCAGGCUGCGUUAAAGGAAGAACGAGAACACAGCCAGGACAAACAGAGGACCUGCCACAGAUCAAGGAUGAGAAUACAGUAGAAGAUGGUUAGCAAACACACCGUCGUGAGUCAGAGGAACGGGCUGAAUGUUUCUAGAAAGGCUCUGAAUUUAGUUUUGAAUUGGUGAGUGGUAUUUGAAAUACAGUUUGGGCAAGAAGGAGAAGGGGAUAGUUGGUAGCCAAAAGGAAAACAUUUCUGUUUUCUUUCAAGCUGAAAGAAAGAUUGAAAAUCUCUUAUUUCUUAUAUCUUAGUCAAACUUCUUAUGGAGAUGCAAAAACUUAUAAAAUAUUAAAAACGUUCUGAAUGCAUGAACCAUUGGCUCGUGAAGCUCAACCUGUAAUAAUACCUUACAGAAAAAUUUCAAUGAUGCCCAGAUUUAUUUUAGUAGAAGUCGUGACUUUUUUACACAAUUCACCUUUGAAUAUUUCUGCAGAAAAAGAACAUUUUUAAGCAUCCUGUCAGUGAAGUCUCGCUCUACCUCCAUGGUUCCCUGAUUGCUCCCACAUGUUAUCAACUUUUUCUCUACUACAUGAGCUCACAGGAAAACCUUUUAAUCUUAUUUCUUGCCCAGCAUCUUGCAGGUCCAGAAGCUUUCAUGAGAAACUUUCUCAUAAAAUAACAAUUUCCAAGUUUUUUUAGCAAUAAAAUAACAUGGGACAAAGGACUGUUCUGUCUUUCCAGGAGUAGCGGAUAUUACCGCAGCUCUGAAUUAUGCUACUGUACAUUCAGUCGGUCAAUUAAUCUGUCAUCAUCGAUCUGAGGCGAAUUCUUCACCUUCCCAGGGAACAAUCAUUAUCAGACGUACAAACAGAUGUGGGGCUCCUUUUAUAACUAUGAUUUAUUUUCACUCAGAGAUGAGAAUCAUUAAGAAACUAAUGCAAUCUAAGGCUGCAAGUCAUGGUUAUUGUAGCAAUCAAUUAAUCAGGUUUAAAAUAACUUCACAUUCUGCAGAUAUUUCAUUAAAGCCUUUUUUGUAUAAAACUACAAGUACAACAAGAGAACCAGGUGAAGCUAAAGCUAUGCCACUUUGGGUAGAAAAUAAUUACAGACAGGUAUAUUUUUUACUUAAAUGCAAAAUGUAUAUAAUUUUUGUACCUUUUUUGGUUUAAUUACUGCGCUGAGAAUGUCGCUCUUUCAGAAAUUGUUCUUUUAAAAGUCUGUAUCCUCCAGUUGAUGAUUAAUCAAUGACUAAAUUAGUUAAUUAUUUCAAUAAUCAAUUCAUUGCAUUUCAGCAAAGUGUAAAUCUGUUUCUGAUUAAACAACUGUAUGUUCCUACUUAAAAGAAAUAUGUGUAAGUAGCAAUGAGGAGAAAAUGUAAAGACUGAUAAUAAUAAUAAUAAUAAUAAUAAAGUAUGGCACCAUUUUCAUUGGGUAGUGGCAGCUUCAUGCUGCGUGGAUCCUUUACUUCAGCAGGAACAGGCUGCAAAAGACUGGAGACUGGGACAGAGGUUCACCUUUUAUCAGAUCAGUGACCCUAACCACGUAUCCAUAGCUACGACAGAAUAAAAAAACAUGGCCUAGUCAAAGUCCACACCAAAAUCCAACUGAGAAUUUAGGGGCACAACUUUAAAAUUGAUGCUCUCCAUCAACCAGUCUGAAAUUUCAGUUUCAUUUCUGUUUGCUACGUUUUGUACCGAUCGCAUUUGUUUUAAAUAAAUAAACUGAACGGACUUUAGAGAAAAUGUUCGUUUAAGAAAAGAAACUGUAUAAAGGAUAGCAGACGAGCAACAGAUUUGUUUACAAGGAAAUGUUUCCCCUAUACCAGAAGAUUUUACUCCACAAAUCCUUUGUAAUUUUUUUAGGAUUUUAGAAAGAGAAAUAUCCUUUAUUUCGGUGCAACACAGCAAAGUGAUAGAAAAUCACACAAAGACAGAAUAUAAAAUACAGAAUAAAAACAGAAUAAAGGGCAAAAUCUUAACAUUAAUACUGUGUAGUUAUGAAAAAACAGUGUGCAAUAGAGUUGGUUGAUUAAAAAAUGUGCAUGUCUCUGUCAGACCAUUUACAAUUAGUGAGAAUAAUUUCAUAAUCAUACACUUUUGCUUCCAACAAAUAAAGUCCUAAAUUCUCUUU
This is a messenger RNA of Xiphophorus hellerii (green swordtail), 4333 nucleotides long. Its product is annotated as transmembrane protein 82-like. The record is from RefSeq and is a predicted model, not a curated record. The transcript has 5 exons. NCBI's taxonomy places the organism in Eukaryota, Metazoa, Chordata, Actinopteri, Cyprinodontiformes, Poeciliidae. Bases 1410 to 2303 code for a protein of 297 amino acids.